AUGCUUGAGAAAUUCCCUACGGUUGAUCUGGAGAGCCGUCUGGCUGGAGAUGUGAAAAAGUUUGUCACCGCAUCGAUCACAGAGGGCCAUUUGAAAAAACAGGAUAAGAAGACAAACGAAACGAUUGAGAACAAGCUCUUGAGUUCUAAAGAACGGCGCUUUCGUUGGGCUGAAUCGCAGAUUUUCGAGCUUGAGACAUGCCACAACGAAGAGCAGAUCUAUGAGGCUCUUGGAUCCAUUCCACAAAUGCUUGAGGAAACAUAUCUAAAAGUGCUCAAUGGCAUUCAGGCAAGGGACAUACUCUUGGCACGCGAAAUCCUGAUGACCAUUUGCCUUGCCCCUGAACUUCUCGAUUUGAACACAGUCGCUGCUAUUGUCGGAUUGGACUUCUCCGAGUCUGUCGUUGAAAUCUGCACCACUUCUCUCGUUAGUACAUUUGAUGAUAAGGUACAAGUAGCCCACUUCUCCGUACAGGAGUUCCUGAUCAUACCACAGGAAGGUGGUCAGCAUCACAGUUGUCAAUUUUCUAUCCUCAGCGGGAAUGAAUUCCUUGCAACAAGGACGGUUGAAACUCUUCUGGGACAGACUGAACCACUGACGAGAGCGGAUGCGAGAAAAUUGCCUGCCUUCUUGUACGCCGCCUCUCGGUGGGAAAGCUACGUCACUGCCUUGGGAGAUAUUAGUCGAUCGAAUCCAAGCCUACAAGCUAAGGUUGAUCGUCUUUUCACUGAACGUAAUGUCUAUCACAACUGGAUACGUGCGGCUGGUAAUGGAAGCUCAAGCGAUGACAUUCAAUGGAGAAGGAUGUUUGAAGAGUGCCCGCCCCCGAUCAGAGCCGCCGCUUGCUUGGGCUUGGCCCACACAGUAGAAACAUUGUGUGUCCCAGGCCUGGAUUCUACAGUGGGUCUUCAAGAAUCAGCUGUCACUGACGCGGUGACCACGGCGUGUAUCGGCGGACACCUGGACAUUGUGCAAAUAUUUCUGCGCAAGUACCCACUGAAAAAAGAUUCAUCUUACGCAAGAUCGAUGGUCACUACAAUAUUGAGGUGCAUCAGCUGUCCUCAAACUGAGGAAGCCAACUCAAAGUUAGCAACCAUUCUGCGAACAUUGUGGGACCAGGGAGUACUUCAAGAUAAUUCACCCCAUCUUCAUGACACCAUCGACGUGGGAAAUCUUGAAGUCGCAACACUGAACUAUUUCAACGCGCAGAUUAUGAGGCUAUUCUUGGACUGGCAGCCGGAAAUUUCUGUGCCAAUCACGCAACGCGUUAUGACGUUGGCUCUUCAAAAACCAUGGCGAUCAGACGACCUGGAAAAGCUGUAUCUCGCAAGAGCUAUACCAGUGAUCCCCUGCAUACUUGAAAACAUUGAUCGUGUAGGGACUGAGCUCGUGGGACUCCUUUUGCAGUCUCACGAAGAAUUUCGCGUGACACAAAAGGUAAUGGAGCGAGCAGCCAUGUCUAAGCAAGACGGAAACAUGGUGCAAUUUCUCUGGCCUUACAGGGAGCCCGGUGUCGAUGUGAGUAAAUCAAUGUUCGAGUGGCCAAUGUGGAGCGAAUCUAUUUCGCAGACUAUGGGGUUUUUGCUGAAGCAACCUGGAUCAUCUGCUAUCCUGAAUGAAGAGCUCAUUAAUUCACAUUUCCGAAGGCCAUGUGCUGGCUUGGAAUUGCUGGAAUUGAUUUCGGAACAUCUAGAACCAGGCUCUUUUGCGCUGGAUGGAUACGCUUUGGAUCAGCUUGUGGCGGGAUCUAGCGAUGGAUUUGCAGUUCUCAAGGUGUUUCUGAGCACCCAGCCUGGCUUUGCAUUGUCCGAUGACCUUCUUCGCACUAUCUGCAGGCAUGCGGACGCUUUGAAUAUGUUGGAGUUUCUGGUUGAUGAGGGAUGUUUUCACAUCACUGUCACAGAGGAAUUAGUCCGUUCCGCAUCUGCGAACGAGAAUCAAGGACCUUCUGUGAUAAAAUAUCUGGAGCAACAUCACCAGGUUCCACUUCCGUUUACCGAGGACGCUCUCGUCGCAGCCUCAAACAAUUUGGUGAACAGAGGUGAAGUGCUAAGUAUCCUUUUGAAAGAUACUUCCCGUACUUCCUUUCCCGAUGAAGUCUUUGAGGCGGCAUGUCGAAAUCACGGGGCCUUGGCGAUCCUUUUGAACCACCAGCGGGAGGAUUUACCGAUAGAGAAGAUGAUUGGGCGAAUUGCUGCCCAGGAACGUUGGCCAACCGAUGUGCUUCGAAUCCUGCUUGAACGACAUAUUGUGGAGGUUGAUGAAACCCUGCUUGAAACCCUGGCAGUUAAUUUCCAUGCUCUGCAUGUCGCGCUAUCGUGGAAGGCAGACACUCUAAUCACAGAAAAUAUCCUCUCAAUGGCUACAGGGAGCCCUGAAUCAAUGCGCAUGGCGAUGGAUCCCCAGAGGAACCCCCGCCUGUGA
Penicillium brevicompactum is the source of this 2424-nucleotide messenger RNA. RefSeq lists its product as uncharacterized. The coding region runs from base 1 to 2424 and encodes 807 amino acids. NCBI's taxonomy places the organism in Eukaryota, Fungi, Ascomycota, Eurotiomycetes, Eurotiales, Aspergillaceae. The record is from RefSeq and is a predicted model, not a curated record. The transcript is spliced from 2 exons.